AUGCUCGAAAGGUUUUUAUUAUUGCAAGACUACAUUUAUCCAGUGACGUCUAAGUGUGCUAAUCCGCCACCGAUGCUAAGCCAUGAAGAAACUUUAAUUUUGAAAGAUGUUAUGAAUCUCAUGCAACCAAUAAUGAUUAUCAUAAAUGAACUGAGUGGUGAUUCGUAUUUAACCUGUAGCAUUAUUAUUCCUGCUGUUGCUAUAACGAAAACGAAGAUUAAUUUUUCUAAACCAAAAACUGAGACUGGAAUAAUAUUUAAAAAACAUUUACUGGCUUCAUUUGAACAACAAUUCCAUGACGUUGAAUCUUUCCCAAUAUUGUGUAUUUCUACUGUAUUAGAUCCCCGAUUUAAAAAACUUCAUUUUCAAAAAGCAACACGUGCUGCAGAUGCAGUUGAAUACAUUCGACAGAAAAUGAAGUCUGAAGUUUCUCAAACCUCUACAUCUCAGUCAGUUUCUACUAAUGUAAACUUCGAAGAAGCCUUAAAUAAACAUAAUAUUUGGCGACACCAUGAUCAACUCGUAGCCAAAACAGGUGCAGCAGUUUGCUCAGCGGAUGGUAUUGCAUUUGAGCUCAAACAAUAUAUUACUCAGCCUGUUAUUCUGAGAAAGGAAGAUCCUCUGAAAUAUUGGCAGUUAAUAAAACCUUCCUACCCAAAUCUUUAUAAAAUUGCUAUGAAAUAUUUUUGCGUUGUAGGGACAUCUGUUCCAUGCGAAAGGCUUUUCUCUAAAGCUGGUAAUAUUAAAACUGUUGACCGUAAUCGUCUCACCGGAAAGAAUUUAGAUAAGUUACUCUUUUUGAGUAGUAUGAGUCCAGAAGACUGGGGAUUAUGA
Messenger RNA from Microplitis demolitor, 834 nucleotides. Its product is annotated as E3 SUMO-protein ligase ZBED1-like. The coding region runs from base 1 to 834 and encodes 277 amino acids. The record is from RefSeq and is a predicted model, not a curated record. NCBI's taxonomy places the organism in Eukaryota, Metazoa, Arthropoda, Insecta, Hymenoptera, Braconidae. Gene Ontology annotation, molecular function: protein dimerization activity. The transcript has a single exon.